Molecule: messenger RNA, 1791 nt
Organism: Nestor notabilis (Kea)
Lineage: Eukaryota; Metazoa; Chordata; Aves; Psittaciformes; Psittacidae
Gene: GASK1B
Product: family with sequence similarity 198, member B
Exons: 4
Coding region: 1-1647 (548 amino acids)
Cellular component (GO): Golgi apparatus
Source: RefSeq, a predicted model, not a curated record
AUGCUGUUUUCACCAUGUGUAUUCACUAGAGAAAUGACCACCUUUGGUCAGCCAAGUAAAAUCAAAAACUUGUUUAUUUGCUGCUCAUGCUCUGCACGGGUGCUGAGGCUCUGGACUUGCAGGCGCCCAAGGACAAGGAGGAACCUGCUAGUGGGCACUGCAUGCGUGAUCUACCUGGGAUUCCUCGUCAGUCAAGUGGGUCACAUUUUACCCCAGCACAAAGGGAGACAUCAAAAGAUCAGUUCUAGAAGUCUCCAAGAUGCAGCCCAAACUCCUUUUCUGGGCAUCCCACUGGAUGGCACCCUGUCACCGCCCAAUUUCCAGGAACCCCAGCUUGGUAGCAAUGGGACCUUGCUGCCACCCAAUGUAGUUUAUAUCACCUUGCGGUCCAAGCGCAGCAAGCCUGCCAACAUCAGAGGCACAGUGAAGCCGAAGCGCAGGAAGAAACAUGCAACUCCUUUGUCCUAUGGGCAGCACUUUCCAAAAGCCACUUUUACUGGCCAGGAAGAGGCCUUUGCCCAACAGCCAGGGAGGGCCACGCAUGUGGCUGGCACAAUGGGAGCACCAAUAGUCCUGGAAGCAAGAAAGCACCAGCUGGAUGAACACAAGCAUAAAGGAAUGGCAAUCAGGGAGAGGAGUCGCCAGAGACCUGGUGGAAAUUCUGGAGCUAUAAAGGCACAAUCCCAGCCUGAGGAAAGCAAUAUCAGAAUUUACAGUGAGAGCCGUCCCUCUUGGCUGAGCAAAGAUGACAUCCUAAAUAUGCGCAUGCUAGCAGAUUCUCGGAUAGAAAGCAUCCAAGAAGUAUCUUCUCACAAAGCAGUCCUGGUCGUAUUUGCAGGAGCUCUCAGCACCAGAGGAACUGCUUGUAAUCAGGGACACUGUGGGAUCACCAAAAGACCCCUCGACAUGAGCGAGGUGUUUGCCUUUCAUUUGGAUAGGAUCUUGGGGCUAAACAGGAGCUUACCUUCUGUAAGCAGGAGAUCAGAGUUCUUCCAAGAUGGUCAAGCUUGUCCUGUUAUUCUCUGGGAUUCCUCACUGAGUCCAACAGAUAAUAGUACCCAUUCUUCAGUGAGAUUAACCUGGGGGCAAUAUCAGCAGCUACUGAAGCAGAAAUGCUGGCAGAAUGGUAAAGUUCCAAAAGCUGAGUCGGGCUGUACUGAAAUUCAUCAUCAUGAAUGGUCCAAGAUGGCACUCUUUGAUUUUCUUCUUCAGAUCUAUAGUCGACUAGACAGAAACUGCUGUGGAUUUGAACCUCUCAGGGAGGAUUCCUGCAUGCAGCAAGGACUGAAGCUGAAAUGUAGUGAUCAGGAUGCUGUUGACCUUACACACAUAGUUCAGAGACACCAUGACCGAAGGCACUUGGUCUUUAUAGGCAAUAAGGGUUUCUUUGACAGAAACGAGGACAAUCUUGACUUCAAAAUACUGCAAGGAAUCAAUGAAUUCCCUGAAUCUGCAGUUUCAGUGCUGAGGAGCCAGCGUUUACGUGAGAAGCUGCUACAGUCUUUGUUCCUUGACAAAAUAUACUGGGAGAGCCAAGGAGGCAGGAAUGGAAUUGAAAAGCUUAUUGAUGUAAUAGAAAGAAGGUCCAAAAUUCUUCUUACUUAUAUAAAUGCACAUGGAGCCAAAGUAUUGCCCAUGAAUGAAUGAAGCAGUCUUGUUUCUAUCUGAGAGUCUUUAAAAAAAUUUGUAUGAACCAAAAACUGACAGUAAAAUUAAUUUAUUUCGUAGGCUUAUUUAAUUUUUCUUCCCCCAAAAUUUAAAGUUUAUUUUUAAAUAAGAAAUCUUACAUGG